AUGGGAAACCGGACGACAGAUUUGGUUGUUGUACAGGGCAACAUUAUUGCACAGCGUUAUGUUGUAGACGUGCUAAAUGCAUAUGCCUUACCAUCUAUUCGUCAGCAUGGUCCUGGUUUAACAUUGAUGCAUGACAAUGCCCGCCCUCAUGUAGAUAGGGUCACCACUCAAUUCUUGCAGCAAAACAAUGUCAACGUCAUGCCAUGGCCCGCGGUUUCCCCGGAUCUCAACCCCAUUGAGCACAUAUGGGAUCAGCUGGGCCGCAAAGCACGAGCUAACCAUCAGAUUGACAAUGUUCGCGAUCUUACACGGGCGUUACAACAGGAAUGGAGGAACGCACUUAUCAUGGAUCGUGCCCCGAAUCUUGAUACUCUACUGGAAAUGGAUAUUAUAAAUAGAUACAGAUUUGACAGAGCUGGAAUCAAUUAUUUAACACAGCUGAUCGGGGCUAACAUUUCACCUAAAGCAGCCAGAAAUAACGCCUUAUAUCCUGAACAAAAAAUCUUGAUUAAAUUACGAUAUUUAGCAACUGGCUUGAUACAGUUAAAUGAUGCGGACAUACAUGGCGUCAGUCAGCCAACAGUGUCACGUGUGUUGACUGAAGUUAUUAAUGCUCUGUCAUCACCUGCGUUGAUAAGGCAAUUUAUUAAGUUUCCAGGUAGUGUUGAAGAAUUCAGACAGAAUGCUGUGCAAAUGCAGGGGAUUGCAAGGUUUCCGAAAGUCAUUGGGGCCAUAGACGGAACCCAUAUUAACAUUGCCUCACCCAAUCAACAUGAAGAAAUUUAUGUAAACAGAAAAGGAAAACAUAGUAUAAAUGUUCAAGUUGUUUUUGACGGAUGGUACACUAUAAUUGAUGUUGUUGCACGCUGGCCUGGAUCCGUGCAUGACAGAAGAGUUUUACGAGAAAGCUCAUUAAACAACCUUUUUGAGAAUGGCCACAUGCCACACGGUUUCCAUCUGCUUUGGGACAGCGGCUAUCCAGCCAAAAGGUGGCUGCUUACCCCUUUCCUAGCUCCGCAAACCCAGGCCGAACAAGCCUAUAACAGGAGCCACAAAGUCACUCGAGCUUUGGUUGAGAGAGGGAUAGGUCAGUUGAAGAGGAGAUUUGGCAUUCUUCAUAGGGAAGCAAUCCUCCAGUUAAAGUGUGCAGGUGAAUUAUAA
This is a messenger RNA of Mya arenaria, 1161 nucleotides long. Its product is annotated as putative nuclease HARBI1. The record is from RefSeq and is a predicted model, not a curated record. Lineage: Eukaryota; Metazoa; Mollusca; Bivalvia; Myida; Myidae. Gene Ontology annotation, molecular function: nucleic acid binding. The transcript has 3 exons. Bases 1 to 1161 code for a protein of 386 amino acids.